AUGACGGACACCACUGACGAUAUAGCAGAGGAAAUCUCCUUCCAGAGCUAUGAUGAUGACUGUAGAUUGCUUGGCAAUCUUCUCAACGACGUUUUGCAGCGAGAAGUUGGCACCAUUUUCGUUGAGAAACUCGAAAAAAUUAGAGUCCUCGCACAGAGUGCUUGUAAUAUGAGACACUCAGGGAUUGAGGACAUGGCAGAGAUGCUAGAGAAGCAGUUGGCUUCAGAGUUAUCGAAGAUGACAUUAGAAGAAGCUCUGAUCCUUGCUCGAGCCUUCAGCCAUUAUCUUACUUUGACGGGUAUAGCUGAAACCCAUCAUAGGGUUCGUAAAGCAGGAAAUAUGGCACAUUUUGCAAAAUCUUGUGAUGACAUCUUUGGCCAGCUGGUGCAAGGUGGAGUUUCCCCAGAUGAGCUUUAUAAUGCAGUUUGCAAGCAGGUGGUUGAAAUUGUUCUUACAGCUCAUCCCACACAAAUUAAUCGCCGUACAUUGCAAUACAAACACAUUAAAAUUGCUCAUCUUUUGGAUUAUAAUGAUCGACCUGAUCUUGGCCCUGAAGAUCGAGAAAUGGUGAUUGAAGAUCUGGUGAGAGAGAUAACUUCAAUAUGGCAGACAGACGAGCUUAGGCGUGAGAAACCCACCCCAGUUGAUGAAGCUAGGGCUGGAUUGAAUAUUGUGGAGCAAUCACUCUGGAAAGCUGUUCCUCAUUAUUUACGUCGAGUCAGCAAUGCUUUAAAGAAGCAUACAGGAAAACCACUUCCAUUGACUUGCACUCCCAUAAAGUUUGGAUCUUGGAUGGGAGGUGAUAGAGAUGGAAAUCCAAAUGUGACAGCAAAGGUCACAAAAGAUGUUUCACUUCUGUCAAGAUGGAUGGCGAUUGACCUCUAUGUUCGGGAACUGGAAAGCUUGAGAUUUGAGUUAUCCAUGAAUCGGUGCAGUGAUAAGUUGUCUAGACUGGCACAUGAAAUUCUAGAAGAAGCUAACCAUGAGAAUGACCAUGAGCAUUGGAAUCAAUCUGCGAGCAGAAUUCAAUUGAAACAUCAUGAUCAACAAGCUUCAUCACUCCCAACUAAACUCCCAGCAAGAGCUCAUUUACCCUCAUGUGCUGGAAAAAGUGAAUCUGAGCAUCCCAGACUAGACAUCCCGGGACGUGAUCACAAGCAACUCAAUAAUUACAAGGAUGGUGAGAAUUCAAGUUCAGCUACAAGCAAUGGCAGUCACAAUGGGCGUUCAUCACUAACAAGUUCAGCAAAUUCCAGUGCUUCAUCAGUUGCAAUGUCACGCUCUCCUUCUUUCAACUCUAGUCAACUACUUGCUCAGAGGAAAUUGUUUGCAGAAUCCCAGAUAGGAAGGUCCAGUUUUCAGAAGCUUUUGGAGCCAAAGCUCCCUCAGCGUCCUGGAAUUGCUCCUUAUAGAGUUGUCCUCGGGAAUGUAAAAGAUAAGCUUCAGAGAACUCGUAGACGGUUGGAGCUUCUUCUUGAGGAUGGUCCAUGUGAACAUGAUCCUUGUGAUUACUAUGAAACAACUGAUCAGCUUUUGGAACCUCUGCUCCUCUGUUAUGAAUCUCUGCAAUCAUGUGGAUCUGGGGUGCUAGCUGAUGGUCGACUUGCUGAUCUGAUUCGAAGAGUUGUUACCUUUGGCCUGGUGUUAAUGAAGCUUGACUUGCGUCAGGAAUCAAUAAGACAUGCUGAAACACUUGAUGCAAUUACAAGUUAUUUGGAGAUGGGUACAUACAGUGAAUGGGAUGAAGAAAAGAAACUGGACUUCUUAACCAGAGAGCUAAAAGGGAAGAGGCCACUGGUUCCUCCAAGUAUAGAGGUUUCUCCAGAUGUUAAAGAAGUCUUGGAUACGUUCCGAGUUUCUGCUGAGCUAGGGAGUGAUUCGCUUGGAGCUUAUGUGAUCUCUAUGGCCUCAAAGGCAAGUGAUGUCCUUGCUGUAGAGCUUUUACAGAAGGAUGCACGGCUUGCUGUUAGCGGGGAGUUGGGAAGAGCAUGUCCUGGUGGAACGCUGCGGGUGGUUCCUCUAUUUGAAACUGUGAAGGACCUGAGAGGAGCUGGUUCAGUUAUCAGAAAACUUUUAUCAAUAGAUUGGUACCGCCAACACAUCAUUAAAAACCAUAAUGGGCAUCAAGAGGUUAUGGUUGGGUAUUCUGAUUCUGGUAAAGAUGCUGGGCGUUUUACUGCUGCUUGGGAACUUUACAAAGCUCAGGAGGAUGUUGUGGCUGCUUGCAAUGAGUAUGCUAUUAAGGUUACUCUGUUUCAUGGCCGUGGAGGGAGUAUUGGUCGUGGCGGUGGCCCAACUUAUCUUGCUAUUCAGUCUCAACCACCUGGAUCUGUGAUGGGAACCCUGCGGUCAACAGAGCAGGGAGAGAUGGUACAGGCAAAGUUUGGGUUGCCACAGACAGCUGUUAGACAGCUUGAAAUAUAUACAACAGCUGUGCUGCUUGCUACCCUUCGUCCACCUCUCCCACCUAGAGAAGAAAAAUGGCGUAAUCUCAUGGAAGAUAUUUCAAAAAUCAGUUGCCAGUGUUACCGCAGUGUAGUAUAUGAAAAUCCAGAAUUCCUAACCUACUUCCAUGAAGCCACACCUGAAGCAGAGCUUGGCUACCUUAACAUAGGUAGCCGCCCCACAAGAAGAAAGAGCUCAACAGGAAUUGGACAUCUUCGUGCCAUACCUUGGGUGUUUGCAUGGACCCAAACCAGAUUUGUUCUUCCAGCUUGGCUUGGAGUUGGAGCAGGUUUAAAAGGUGCUUGUGAGAAAGGACACGCUGAGGAUCUAAAAGCCAUGUACAAAGAGUGGCCUUUCUUUCAAAGUACAAUAGACCUUAUUGAGAUGGUUUUGGGAAAAGCAGAUAUUCCUAUUGCUAAGCACUAUGAUGAAGUUCUUGUGUCAGAGAAGAGACAAGAACUUGGUCGUCAACUAAGAAGUGAGCUCAUAACAACUGGAAAAUUCGUACUAGUGAUUAGUGGACAUGAGAAACUUCAGCAGAAUAAUAGAAGCUUAAGGAGGCUGAUUGAGAAUAGUCUUCCCUUUCUCAAUCCCAUGAACAUUUUGCAGGUGGAGAUACUUAAGAGGUUAAGAUGUGAUGAUGACAACCAUAAAGCCAGAGAUGCUUUGCUUAUCACCGUUAAUGGUAUUGCUGCUGGAAUGAGGAAUACAGGUUAA
Messenger RNA from Gastrolobium bilobum, 3162 nucleotides. Its product is annotated as phosphoenolpyruvate carboxylase 4-like. NCBI's taxonomy places the organism in Eukaryota, Viridiplantae, Streptophyta, Magnoliopsida, Fabales, Fabaceae. Gene Ontology annotation, molecular function: phosphoenolpyruvate carboxylase activity. The record is from RefSeq and is a predicted model, not a curated record. Bases 1 to 3162 code for a protein of 1053 amino acids. The transcript is spliced from 20 exons. Gene Ontology annotation, biological process: tricarboxylic acid cycle; carbon fixation. Gene Ontology annotation, cellular component: cytosol.